Molecule: messenger RNA, 1245 nt
Organism: Pteronotus mesoamericanus
Lineage: Eukaryota; Metazoa; Chordata; Mammalia; Chiroptera; Mormoopidae
Gene: BFSP2
Product: beaded filament structural protein 2
Exons: 7
Coding region: 1-1245 (414 amino acids)
Biological process (GO): intermediate filament organization
Cellular component (GO): intermediate filament; cytoskeleton
Molecular function (GO): structural molecule activity
Source: RefSeq, a predicted model, not a curated record
AUGAGCUCCAGGCGGGUGGUGGUGCAUGCGCCCACCGACGCCGGCCUGCCCCUCCACAGGCACAGGGCGUCCCUCAGGGGAACACGGUCGCUGUCCCCUCUGGAUAGCCCCCCAGCCUCCAGGAUCAGUGGAACAGGUGGCCUUGUCCGAGCCCCCAGGGUCUAUGUAGGGAUGGCCCCCAGUGUGUACACAGGCGGCCUGGUUGCCCGUGUGACCCGCCGAGCCCUGGGCAUCAGCAGUGUCUUUCUGCAGGGGCUGCAGAGCUCAGGCCUGGCCAUGGCUCCUGCUCCAGGCCUGGAGAGGGACCUCAGUGCCGUUGAAGACCUGGGGGGCUGCCUGGUGGAGUACAUGGCCAAGGUGCAUGCCCUUGAGCAAGUCAGCCAGGAGCUGGAGGCGCAGCUGCGGAUGCACCUGGAGAGCAAGGCCAGGCGCAAUGAGAACUGGGGCGCCCUCAGGGCCUCCUGGGCCAGCAGCUGCCAGCAGGUGGGCGAGGCAGUGCUGGAAAACGCUCGGCUCAUGCUGCAGACAGAGAAUGUCCAGGCAGGUGUGGACGACUUCAAAGAAAGAUAUGAAAAUGAGCAGCCGUUUCGAAAGGCAGCGGAAGAAGAAAUUAACUCUCUAUAUAAAGUCAUCGAUGAAGCUAAUUUGACAAAAAUGGAUCUGGAAAGUCAAAUAGAAAGCCUGAAAGAAGAACUUGGCUUUCUGUCAAGGAGCUAUGAAGAGGAUGUGAAAGUGCUGUAUAAGCAGUUAGCGGUAUCUGAGCUGGAACAAAUAGAUGUCCCCAUGGGCACCGGUCUGGAUGACAUCCUUGAGAUGAUCAGAAUUUACUGGGAGAGAGAUGUUGAAAAGAGCCGGAUGCGAGCAGGAGCCUCACUCCAAGCCAAGCAGCAGCAGGCAGAGGCGGCCCGUGGGGCCCAGACCCAGGAAGAGAAGCUGGCUGCCGCCCUCAGGGCGGAGUUACACAACACUUCGUGCCAAGUGCAGAGCCUCCAGGCUGAGACGGAGUCCUUGCGGGCCCUGAAACGAGGCCUGGAGAACACCUUGCAUGAUGCCAAGCACUGGCAUGACCUGGAGCUUCAGAACCUGGGCACUGUGGUCGGCAGGCUGGAGGGGGAGCUCCAGGAGUUGCGCGCGGAGGCAGAGCAGCAGCAGCAGGUCCGCGAGCAUCUGUUGGCGCACAGGUGCCAGCUGCAGAGGGACCUGGUGUCCUGCCAUGCCCUGCUGGACAGGGCAGAGAGCGAGUAA